This is a messenger RNA of Fulvia fulva, 864 nucleotides long. RefSeq lists its product as uncharacterized. Lineage: Eukaryota; Fungi; Ascomycota; Dothideomycetes; Mycosphaerellales; Mycosphaerellaceae. The transcript is spliced from 2 exons. The record is from RefSeq and is a predicted model, not a curated record. The coding region runs from base 1 to 864 and encodes 287 amino acids.
AUGGCCGCAGGUGACGAGCGCCACUUCGGCCAAGACGUCGACAAGGACGAGGACAAGGACAACCGCUACGACGACCUAUGGAAGGACGUCGACCGCCGUGGUCGCUUUGCCACCGUUGAGGCGAAGACCUUCACCUCCACGCAACUGAGGCGCAUCGGCGAGGUGUGCAGCAAGCGCCUGCCACCAGCCAGCGCAGUACAGGCGAUGUUCAUGUAUGAGCUUCAGCGGGAGUCCGAGGUCGAGUCACUUUUCCACGACCACAUGUUUCGCCUGGCGAAGCAAGACGACAAGUCCGCCGAGCAGGAGAAGCGUAUCGCAGCACUGGAGACUCGUCUCACACAAGUCGAGAGAGCAGCUGCCAGCAAGGACAUCGAGGAGCGUCUGGCCACAUCCAAGGUCACUAUGAAGGUGCAGCAAGGAAAGAUCGAUAGCUGCACCGGGCAGGUCAAGGACUUGGAGACGAAGCUGUCCGAUGUCCAGAAGGAGCUCGAGACGCUUCGCAGCAAGCAGGAGGAAGCCACCACUCAGCGCGUCGAUGACCAGGCGGCUGCGCGUCCAGACACGCAGACCAUGGCAGACGAGAUCAACGUAUUGUUCGACGAUCGCGAUGGCAUCCUCGAAAUGAUCACCGAGGUGAAGAGCCGCCUGGUCACCCUCGAGGACAACAUCCGCGCCCUCACCAUUCAAGGUACCUCCAUCAAGACCCCAUCCGUGUCCCCGCAGCUUAUCCCAGUGCAGAACGGUAACGGCCAGGUGGUACACGAUCUCGAGAUCCCCAAGGGCAGAGCACACGUGAGCAUGAAAGAGAAUCGGAAGCCGUCAAGCAUUCGCAGCUUCAGUCCUGGCAAGCAGUGGGCAGCUUAG